AUGCUCGGGAGCCGCAGCCUCCUCCUGCUGCUGCCGCUGCGCUGCUGGCCGCGGAUCGCUGCCCGCCGGGGCACAGACAUCGGCUCUCUGACUAAACAAGCUGAAGCAGCUGUUGCUACAGACUGGAAAAAAAAAUUGACUCCAGAGCAAUUCUAUGUCACAAGACAAAAAGGAACUGAACCGCCAUUUAGUGGGAUCUACCUGAAUAACACAGAAUCUGGAAUAUACUACUGUGUGUGCUGCAAUGCCCCACUCUUCAGCUCAGAAAAGAAGUACAAUUCGGGGACUGGAUGGCCAUCAUUUUCUGAGGCUUAUGGUACUUGUGGCAGAGAUGAAAGUAAUACCAAUAUCAUGAGACGACCGGAUAACUCAUUGGGAGCAACUAGAACUGAAGUUGUCUGCAAGCAGUGUGAUGCCCAUCCAGGCCAUGUGUUUGAUGAUGGUCCCACACCUUCUGGGCAGAGGUUUUGUAUCAACAGUGUUUCAUUAAACUUCAAAGCAGGCUCUGAUCAAUGA
Molecule: messenger RNA, 516 nt
Organism: Acanthisitta chloris (rifleman)
Lineage: Eukaryota; Metazoa; Chordata; Aves; Passeriformes; Acanthisittidae
Gene: MSRB2
Product: methionine sulfoxide reductase B2
Exons: 5
Coding region: 1-516 (171 amino acids)
Biological process (GO): protein repair; response to oxidative stress
Cellular component (GO): cytoplasm
Molecular function (GO): peptide-methionine (R)-S-oxide reductase activity
Source: RefSeq, a predicted model, not a curated record